ACGCGUGCAGUUGUCGCGAAACCUUUCGCAAGUAUUUGCGUCCUUCGGUGGUUGUGUGUGGUGUCCCGUGGUGUUGUGCGUUCCCCAUGGUGCGUCCUAUGGAACUUUUUAUUUUCUUACAAUUAUCAUAAGAAAUAUAUUUAAACGAGUUAGAUUUCAAGGUUUUUGUUUUUCAUUGAUAAAAGGUUUACUCUCUCUCACUCUCUCUCUCUCUUUCUCACACACUUUCUUUCAUCAUGUCAAACGAUUUUAUCACGGACAACGCCAUGAAGUGGACUAUUGUUUCGUGAAGAUGGGCGGGCCGAUGGGAAUCCUAGUUAUUUGAGUUCCUCGUGAGGCGUGUUCGUCAGAUGGUUCCGUGUCUUCUUGUGUAACUUCAUGAGAUAGGAAAAUAAUCUGACGUCUUGGAAAGUUUGUCGGUUAUCGUGAUCCACGGGAUGACCCUCCACCUUUGUACGAGCAACGAGAGAAGACAAAUUCUCGUGUAAGAUAUAAUCGCGUGAUAUGUCACGAUUUGGAUACUGAUGUAUAACCGUUAUACAACUUCAAGAUUGUUUUGAUUAUUCGACGAUGAAUCGGGAAAACGAAGUGCAACAACCAGUUUCUCAAACGUUUUGCGGAGCGUUGCAGAAGGAACCAAAUUGCAAGUGUUUAGUACUUUCUGUAUUGAUAUAUGGAUGCCUCGCUGCAGUUACAUGGUGUAGAUGCGCCAAUGUUACCAAGGUUGUGAUCAAUUUCUCUAAGUACCUCAUCAAAAGUACUAAACACGUGUCUCCUUGUGACGAUGGUUAUAUAUAUAUUCCAGUUGCCUUUAUGGGAAUGCUUUAUCUCGUAUACCUUGUGGAGUGUUACCAUUCCCCGAUUAGAAUCGAUCUGUCCCACGCGGAGAGCCAAGACUGUGUACUCAUGAAAUUAAAUCAACUGAGGCUGGUACAACCUACUAUCUGGUGGAAGGCCGUUUCCUAUCAUUAUGUACGUAGGAAACGGCAAAUCACCCGAUAUAGAAACGGAGACAAUUAUACGACAACUCAGGUUUACUACGAAAGAGUUAACACUCACGCAGCAACUUCCUUUUAUUACUACGAUUAUUGUGGGGUGAAGGAUAUCAGCAAGGAACUGGUACCCGAUCAAAAAGUACCUAUCACGAAAAUUGCAUUGACCAAGGGCUUCGCUUUUUCAAACAUGAGAUCCGCGACUGAGUUCGAGGAAGCCAGGUCAAGGUUCUUCGCUGAACAAGAAUUAAGGGAUGAUUAUAUGGAAAUGAGAGAAGGUUUGGAACUUGGUUGUAAUCUAAAUCCCACCACUUUAGUAGCCGUCCUUGGUAAACCAUGGUUUACCAAUCGUUACGUUUAUUGGUGCCUUAGUGCUCUCCUACUUAGUUGGCCCUUGAGAGUAAUCAUAGAGUACAAUACGCAAUACGCCGACUAUCAGGUGACUAAAUUAUUUGGAGUGAACUAUGAUACUCCGAUAGGUGCUGAACCAAUACGCACUUCCACCAGUCAAUUGAGUCAGCCAGGAUCCUAUAUGUUAGCACCAAGUUAUAGCGAAGCACUUUUAAUGGAACCGGCUGCACAAUCUAACGUAGAAAAUCGACAGAUCGAAACAGAAUCAGUAAUCGAAUCCGAGAUCGAUAUGGGAAUAGUUCCUAGUUAUUCGGAAGCUUUACUUUAUGAAAGAGCUGAAUUAGGAUCUAACGUACCUGGAACAUUCUCGUCAUCGAUUCAACAAGAAAGAAAAGAUCUCAGAGUUGAAAUCGAACCAACGUGCCAAUGUCCUUGUCAUAAGAUUUCUAACGAGUUAGAAAAUGUACAACAAACAAAUCUAAUCGCCGAUCAAGUAGAAAAUCGUGACUCUAAUUACGUUACUUUGGAUUCUACCUGUGCUGCUAGCAGUAGUAGUAGUUCGACGUGCCAUAACGAUAUUUCAAACGAUAUAGAAUUUGUAUCAUGUUCGUGCAGUCAGCAAAGUCCAUACACGUGUUCCAAUAUUUUGGACAAAUCUAAUAAUGUUAAUGAUGUAAAUUAUAAUAAUGGUAGAACUAUGAAAAAAUUAGUUCGUCCUUCGCGAAAAUUUAAACGAGAUAUUUCCGAGCCAAACUUGCGUUUACGUUCGGAAGUAGGUCAAGAAGGAAAUUCUUCUUCUUCUACUUCGAAAACAAGUUAUAAAAGUUUUGAGAAUAUUUUAGAAGAAGAUACUACUACGAGUUCGUGGAAUAAUGUUUCUAGAACGAAAUUGGAUAAUCCUAGAAAUCAUUUUCAAACGGUUAUAGAUGAAGAAAUUCCGCCUACUAUAACGAACGAAUCUAUUGAUAACAAUGUUAAUCGUGAAUCAAAUAAUGCUGAAUCGAAAGGUGCAAUACCAAAAAGAUUUGUUGAACAACAACAGAGUACGUCGCGUUGCAGGGUGACCGUGAAUCCAAGGUCUGACGAAGUUCGUAGAAAAAUACCGGUAUCUAGGACUUACUUCUGUUUGAAAUCGAUACUCAAACAAAACAAACGUCGAUAUACUUUAAUGACUACCGCACAGGAAUUAGAACACGUUGAGGAUUGGGAAACCGUAAGAUUGGAUAGAAGUUUUGAGGAACUUCGAUCAGACAAUUCGCAUUUAGAAUGUGAUAGAAGAAAUAGUGAAAGCCCUCAGAUCGUUGGGUCUAACGAAGAAAAAGGUCGCACCACCUGUUUGUCGCGUGAGAAUUUAAAUAAAGAUAAAGAACAUCUACAAAAUUCUACCAUUGGGAAAGAUAAAUCAUCACCCACCGAACAAAAAUACGAUUAUUCAAGAACACUAAUCUUUGCUAGCCCGAUUCAAGAAGUAUGUCCUGACGAUCCGUUCGGUGGUAAGAACGUGGUACCAACAACGAGAAAUCAAAGUUAUCAUAGCGAAGAAAAUUCAUCUUCAAACGUUCCAAUGUUAGUUAAACUUAGACGAUCGUUCACCGAACGAGAGGGUAUACAUAGACGUCACAGGGACAUACGUAAAAUUCACAGGCGUCGUACUUUUGCCGUCGACGCUGAUUAUUCGUUUCCGUUGGUCGAACCUGAGAAUUACGAGUCAUCAACAACAACUACUAGUGGAAACGUAUACGUGCCUGGUUACAAAAAUGGGGUAUCUUUUCCACCCUAUGAUGGUUUCAACAACGUCGACAGAAGAACAACGUUGAACAUAACUCAACCAAUCGUAUUGAAAAAUGAUAUUCGUCCUACAAGCAACACCGAAGGAUCAUCUUCUUUCGUAGUAAAAGAACAUUUUAAUGACGACGACGACGACGAUGAUGAUGGUGAUCGAGAAAACGAUGAAGCUUCCGGUUGGUCGAUUGAAAAUAAUAUUCCAUCAAUGAAAAACAAUCCUAGUACAUUGACGAGAUCAUUAACCGAACGAAGAAAUAAUACUAAGGAUUCUCGUCGUAGUUCAAAUUUACGAAGAAGCUUUACUGGUAGAGUAGACACAAUUAAUUGCAAAUCGAUUAAUGGUAAACGUACCAACCUUAACAUGGAAACCUCGUUGUAACAUGUCAAUACGAUUAGCUCCUUUUGUACUACGCGCUACGUUCACAUAUACAUACUAUAAGGUUGAAGGAGGAGGAUGGGGCCUUCUUUAAACAGUAGAAUAUAUAGUAACUAACAAUUGUUCUUCAAGAUUGUCCGAGUUUUUUCUUCGAACGUUCGAUUUUUAAGCAGAUAUUAACAAUACAAAUGCACGAUCGUAUUUUGGAAAAUGAAAGAAAAAGAAGAACUUAUUCCGUCUUUUUAAUGUGCUAAGUUUGAAGAUAACGUAAUAUACGCUUCUCGAUUUGCAAUGCGAUUAGGUGAAUAUUAAUUGUUAGAUAGGGAAAUGGUCUUCUAAUUCGAGAUAAUCAAUGAGAUAUUAACUCGAGUAUAGAUUUUUUGUACAUGUAAAAAAUGGGAGUCAAGUGCAUUGGCGAUACGUAAAAGUAACGCUGUUGUUUUGCUAAUAUUGUUGUUGCAAAAGGUCAAAUGUAACGUUGAUAUUAGGGUCAAUUCAAAGUUCCUGCGUUUUUUCUUUUUUUUUUUUUUUCAAUCAACAUUAUGCAGUUUGCAAAACAAUCAAAACGCAUGGAACUUUUGGUUUUCACCUUAAUAUAAAAAUAAACGCUAUUAUAAUUAUCUAAGAGAUACGAAUGAAUAAUCGAGCGUGCGUAUUUUGGAAAUAGUGUGCUUUUUGAAAUAUUAGCUAGGAUAUACAAAAUGCAAAUGCGUCGAGUGUCAAUUAUACGCGCGCACAGAGAAUAAUACCGUAUAUAGUCAUUGGCUUUAUUGGCAUUUCAAUUAGGAACAAUAUAUAGUGCAUCAUUGAUCACAUACAUCAUCACAUGGCACAAGUUAAUUAACUCGUAAUCGAUUAAUUAAUGACAAUUAACAUUUAAAUUACCGUCCUAAAUCUUUCUUGAAUACAUGUAUUUAAUUGAAACAUACACACACGCACGUAAAAAGGGCUCCCCUUCGAAAGUGUCCUCGAAUUUGGUUCUUUUACUUUUUCAUUUCUAAGAACGAACGAUAAUUUUUAAAGGUUCAUUUUUAUAUAUACUUUCGUAAGUUACUGUACACACGUCAUCCCAUUUUAGAUAUUGAUUAUCGAUAAAGUCUUUUAUAAACACUUCGCAUCAAAUUAACAUCAUAAUCUCGUUUGUUAUUUUCUACGAAAUAUAUAACAUGACUAUAUUCAAUGUUUUUUUUUAAUAGGUAAUUACACUUGAGUACACUUUCAAAGAGGAGGAAAAAAAUAAUAUCUUUCACUUAAUAUUCAUAACAUUAACGAUUAAUUAUUAUUUAACAUUUUGUUAUCGAAUUGCGUUUAUCAGAUAAAUUUAUUUUAAUAACAUUUUGAUCAAUCGAUCCGAUGCGCGACGAGAACAAACAUUUCUUCGAUAAAGUACACACCAUAUAUUAUUGUGAUUUUAGUUUAGCAAGAAGAAAAAAAAAAAGAACAAAAAUAAUCCUAUGUACGCGAGCCGUAAAAUAAGUUAUUUUUUCUACCGAUAUAAGCGAUACAUUAUUAUUAUAAUAUUCGUCGUUGAAAAGGAUUAAUCGCCGAUGAUAUUUAAAAAAAAAAAAAGGGG
Polistes dominula (European paper wasp) is the source of this 5077-nucleotide messenger RNA. RefSeq lists its product as uncharacterized. The record is from RefSeq and is a predicted model, not a curated record. NCBI's taxonomy places the organism in Eukaryota, Metazoa, Arthropoda, Insecta, Hymenoptera, Vespidae.